ACAAACACUAUCGUCCCAAUCUCGUCAGUCGGUCCGUCCCAAGGUUGCGGUUUAGGUCAUGGGAUGCGCCGUACUUUCUUUGCGAAUGAGGCUAUCAUUCCUGUAGUUCGAGUUGUUUGCAUAGCGGGCUGUGGCACUGCGACCAUCUCCGACCACGCGGAAAUCGAAUUCUGGGAAAUAGAAAAUAUUAGUCUUCCCCGUUCGGAAAAUCAUCAUUGCGACAAGACGUACCCAAGAAUUCGUGCCCGAAACGACCUUGAUGGCCAGAACUAUGUCCAGGUUAGCAAAAGGACCAAAUGUUGAAUACAUGCUGUUUGCCGUACUAGUAGCGAAUAUAGAAUGGCUCGUUUGUGGAAGACAUGUUGGGUGGUGGGUGUUGACUUGCUUUCCAACGAUUCAGUUGAUGACAGCGACAACGCGGGAAUCUUUAAUUGGGAACCCUGGUGGCCGUCGAAGCCGCGACUUGCACAAGAGCAUCGGCGGGGCAUCAUUGGGGGCCCCACCAAAUGCUUGUCGGAGUUUCACGUGAUUGAGCAACUCCCUGCCCGGCUGCCGCUUGGCGCCAGCUGGCUGAGAGCUACGAUAGGCCAGCUACCCAGUCCCCCAAAUGCCACAUCUCCCAAGACAGGCACCGCCGUUGAUAUUGACCAACUCUCACCAACUGUGACCACAUUCGCCCAGAGAAAGGUGAAGCUCCGCUGCCUGAUUUCACCCCCAGCGGCCACCUACGCGACGACACCUCGCCUCUGCAGGUCCAUUCUGAACCACCAAACGAAUUCUUUACGAGCGAGCAUUUGGCGUCAGGGGUUACUUGCACAGGCCGGUAUUAGGCAAACAACCUGUUUGUUACUGGGCUGUUAUUCUGCAGGAGCUCAGGAGCCACGAAACAACUCCCCUAUCUUUUCCGCCCCUCAGCAAUAAUUACUACCCAUACGGGGUCAACACCAAUAAUUCCACCCUAACUCGCAAACACAACCACCCAUCCAACACUCUCCCGAGUUUUCCACGGCACGUUGCCGCCCCCGUUCGCCCAUCAUGUCCUUUCUCGAAAAUGCGUACACGUUAGUGAAGGACAACUCCAUCGAUGGCACACCGACAUUGCAGGAGCUCAAGACACAGCUCGAGAAGGGCACCGAUGAGUCCAAGCUCGAUACCAUGAGGCGCAUCUUGACCAUCAUGCUCAAUGGCGAUCCUAUGCCGCAAUUGCUCAUGCACAUCAUCCGAUUCGUCAUGCCGUCCAAGUCGAAGCCUCUAAAGAAGCUCCUCUAUUUCUACUACGAGAUCUGCCCGAAGCUUGACGCCCAAGGUAAGCUGAAGCAAGAGUACAUUCUAGUAUGCAACGGUAUCCGGAACGACUUGCAACACCCGAACGAGUACAUCCGCGGUAACACAUUACGUUUCCUCUGCAAACUUCGCGAACCAGAGCUUCUCGAGCCCCUCCUCUCCUCAGCCCGAUCAUGCCUCGAACAUCGCCAUGCCUACGUACGAAAGAACGCCGUCUUUGCCGUCGCAUCCAUCUUCCAACACUCGCCCUCCCUGAUCCCCGAUGCCGCAGACCUCAUUGCCACAUUCCUGGAAGGCGAGAGCGAUCCCACAUGCAAGAGGAACGGUUUUGCUGCGCUUGCCAGCAUCGACCACGGCAAGGCGCUGGCGUACCUUAGCUCUGUCUUUGAUGGCAUCCCCAACGCAGAGGAGCUUCUGCAGUUGGUUGAGCUCGAGUUCAUCAGGAAGGACGCCAUCCAGAACUCUCAGAACAAGACCAAAUAUCUGCACCUGAUCUUUGACCUGCUGGAGUCCAACACAUCCACCGUCGUCUACGAAGCUGCUUCUUCGUUGACGGCCCUCACCAACAAUCCUGUGGCCGUCAAGGCUGCCGCCAGCAAGUUCAUUGAGCUUGCCAUCAAGGAGGCCGACAACAAUGUUAAGCUUAUCGUGCUGGAUCGCGUCGACCAGCUCCGCCAAAGAAACGAGGGCAUCUUGGACGACUUGAUCAUGGAGAUUUUGCGCGUUCUUUCCAGCCCGGAUAUUGAUGUGCGCAAGAAGGCCCUCGAGAUUGCGCUGGAGAUGGUUUCCAGCAAGAAUGUUGAGGAGGUAGUCCUGCUCCUCAAGAAGGAGCUGUCCAAGACUGUCGACCAAGAAUACGAGAAGAAUAGCGAGUAUCGCCAACUGCUUAUCCACUCUAUUCACCAGUGCGCCGUCAAGUUCUCCGAGGUGGCCGCCAGCGUUGUGGAGCUUUUGAUGGAGUUUAUUGCCGACUUCAAUAAUGCCUCCGCCGUCGAUGUCAUCAACUUUGUCAAGGAGGUCGUGGAGAAAUUCCCAGCGCUGCGCCCAACCAUUGUGUCCAGGCUAGUCGACACCCUGAAGGAGGUCCGUGCCGGCAAGGUGUACCGGGGCAUUCUGUGGAUCAUUGGCGAGUAUUCUCUUGAGGAGAAGGAUAUCCGUGAUGCCUGGAAAGGCAUCAGGGCUAGCUUGGGUGAAAUCCCCAUCUUGGCUUCCGAGCAACGGUUGCUGGAUAACAUGCACAGCGAGGAGGAGAACAAGGAACAGGAACAGACCAAUGGACACCCCAAGCCGGCCGCCACUUCGCGCAAGGUUAACGCUGAUGGCACAUAUGCGACUGAGACUGCCCUUACCAGCCAGUCUGCCGCUGCUGCCAAGCUGGAAGCUGUCAAGGCCUCUCAAAAACCACCUCUCCGCCAGCUCAUUCUCGAUGGCGAUUACUAUCUCGCCAGCGUCCUUGCCUCGACUCUCACAAAGUUGGUCAUGCGCUACUCGGAAGUUGGCUCGGCCGAGUCUCGCACCAAUGCCCUCAAGGCAGAGGCUAUGCUUAUCAUGAUUUCCGUCAUCCGUGUUGGUCAAUCCCAAUUCGUCAAGGCUCCCAUUGAUGAGGACUCGGUUGACCGCAUCAUGAGCUGUGUGCGCUCGCUUGCCGAGUUCAAACAGCACAAGGAGCUCGAAACUGUCUACCUCGAGGACACCCGCAAGGCCUUCCGCGCCAUGGUCCAAGUCGAAGAGAAGAAGCGCGAGGCCAAGGCUGCUCACGAGAAGGCCAAAUCGGCCAUUCAGGUUGACGAUGUGGUCUCUAUCCGUCAGCUCUCCAAGAAGAACACCGGCGGUGGCGAGGACACAGUUGAGCUUGACCUUGAGCGCGCCGCUGGCGGUGACAGCGGUGCGGGCGAGGAUUUGUCGGGGAAGCUCAGCCGUGUGGUUCAGCUCACCGGUUUUUCCGACCCUGUCUACGCGGAAGCCUAUGUCAAGGUGCACCAAUUCGACAUCAUUCUUGACGUCCUCCUCGUCAAUCAGACAACCGACACGCUCCAGAACCUCUCGGUUGAGUUUGCCACUCUCGGUGACCUCAAGGUGGUUGAGAGACCAACAAGCCAGUCUCUCGGCCCCCACGACUUCCACAACGUGCAGUGCACCAUCAAGGUCUCGUCCACCGACACGGGUGUCAUUUUCGGCAAUGUUGUCUACGAGGGCGCCCACUCCACCGACACGAACGUCGUUAUUCUGAAUGACCUGCACGUUGACAUUAUGGACUACAUCCAGCCUGCCACGUGCAGCGAAACGCAGUUCAGGACCAUGUGGACCGAGUUUGAGUGGGAGAACAAGGUCAACAUCAACAGCAAGGCCAAGACGCUGAGGGACUUUUUGGACCAGCUGAUGGCGUGCACGAAUAUGAACUGCCUGACGCCUGAGGCGAGCUUGAAGGGGGAUUGCCAGUUUUUGAGCGCGAAUUUGUAUGCUAGGAGUGUGUUUGGUGAGGAUGCCCUGGCCAACUUGAGCAUUGAGAAGGAGGGUGAGGAUGGGCCGAUUACGGGAUUUUUGAGGAUACGGAGUAGGUCGCAGGGGCUGGCGUUGAGUUUGGGGAGUUUGAAGGGGUUGAAUAAGAUUGGGAGUGCUGCGUAAGGGUGGAAAUGAUAGUAUUAGAGCAGGAAUGGGGAUUUUUUGAAGUCAGUGAUAAAAGGCUGUAAUGAACAGUUUGCUUGUUUGUUUGUUUGUUUGUUCAGCUUGUUGAAGCGCUUUGCAAAAAGGUACUUUGUUGGGUUUGUUUGUCUAGGUAGGGGUUAGCAAUCAAUCAGUUAGUCGGACGGGAUAGGGGUUGGGGAAAAUAGAGAGGGUGUGGUGUUUAUCUUGUUGGGUUUUCUGAUGUGGUGAUAAAGAUGUGAGAUCAUCUUGUGACUCUAUCAAACCUUUUCACUUUGUUAUCA
Messenger RNA from Podospora pseudopauciseta, 4211 nucleotides. It is a transcript of the gene SEC26, whose product is annotated as coatomer subunit beta. Gene Ontology annotation, biological process: intracellular protein transport; endoplasmic reticulum to Golgi vesicle-mediated transport; intra-Golgi vesicle-mediated transport. The transcript is spliced from 2 exons. Lineage: Eukaryota; Fungi; Ascomycota; Sordariomycetes; Sordariales; Podosporaceae. The coding region runs from base 1036 to 3909 and encodes 957 amino acids. Gene Ontology annotation, cellular component: cytoplasm; COPI vesicle coat. Gene Ontology annotation, molecular function: structural molecule activity. The record is from RefSeq and is a predicted model, not a curated record.